CUCGUCGCUGUCAAGACUUUUAUUUAAUUCUGUUUCAAUUAUGAAGCACCUUCAAUGAUUUUGAGUGGGCUUAUUGUGUGGAAGUGAUCGUGCGGUGGCGCGGCGCGGGGCCGGCGAUCCGGUUGUGUCAGCGCCAUGUUCAGCGGAACGGUGCGCGUCAAGGUGUGUGAGGCCACGGGCCUCAGGCCGACUGACUUUCAGAAACGGCACAACAUGACCUUCGGGAAACCAGACGACCAGCCGAUAGACCCGUACGUGUCGAUCGACGCGGACGAGCACCACCUGGACCGCUCCACCACCAAGCCCAAGACCUUCGACCCCGUGUGGAACGAGACCUUCAUCCACGAAGUGCAGAACGUCGCCAGCUUGGGGAUCACUGUAUUUCACGAUGCCGCCAUACCUCCGGACGAUUUUGUAGCAAACUGCACAAUUCCCUUCGAAGAUUUAACUCACCGUGAUAAAGACGCCACAGACUUUUGGGUGGAUCUAGAACCUCAAGGAAAACUGCAUCUGAAAAUAGAUCUGAAAUGGAAUUCUCAAGGAUGUGCGAUGGCAGCAAAGACCAAAGCAAAAUCCUCCUAUUUCGCGGGCAAGAGCUCAGGCGGCGGCGGCGAGGCGGCGCGGGCGCCGGCGGGCGCGGGGGCGCGCGGCCGCGAGUUCAAGGAGGGCGCCGGCUUCGCGCGCCGCCGCGGGGCCAUGCGCCGCCGCGUGCACCAGGUCAACGGACACAAGUUCAUGGCCACCUUCCUGCGCCAGCCCACCUUCUGCUCCCACUGCCGCGAGUUCAUCUGGGGUCUCGGAAAACAAGGAUAUCAAUGCCAAGUGUGCACCUGCGUGGUCCACAAGCGCUGCCACUCGUCCGUCGUCACCAAGUGUCCCGGCAUGAAGGAAGAGCAACACAGCGCCGUGGGCGUGUCGGGCGGGCAGCGGUUCAGCGUCAACGUGCCGCACCGCUUCGUGGUGCACUCCUACAAGCGGUUCACGUUCUGCGACCACUGCGGCUCGCUGCUCUACGGCCUCAUCAAGCAGGGGCUGCAGUGCGAAGUGUGCUCGAUGAACGUGCACAAACGCUGCCAAAAGAACGUGGCCAACAACUGCGGCAUCAACACCAAGGCUAUGGCUGAAAUCCUUUCCGAGAUGGGCAUCUCCCCGGACAAGAACCCUCGUCCCCGGACCUCAAAGUACAACCCCGUGCUGCUGGAGGGCGGCGGCGACGCGGCGGCCGACGCCGACAAGGAGCCGCUCGACAAGCACGACGACAAGGUGCUGGACCUGCUCAUGUCAUCGCCGUACGACUUCGUACCGCCGUCGUACGACUUCGUACCGCCCUCGUACGACUUCGUAUCGCCGUCGUACGACGCCGUACCGUACGGCUACGGCGGGUACAUUCCGUCGGCGCCGUUCGGCGGUGGCGACCAUUGGGACGACCUGAAAGACAUAUUUACGUGCUACGAAGGUGGCGACAUGUCGGGAGCGCGCGACAAGGUGUCGCUGGAGGACUUCACGUUCAUCAAGGUGCUGGGCAAGGGCUCCUUCGGGAAGGUCAUGCUCGCUGAGAAAAAGGGCACUGACGAGGUGUACGCAGUAAAAGUGCUGAAAAAAGACGCCAUAAUCCAAGAUGAUGACGUGGAAUGUACGUUAACCGAGCGCCGCGUGCUCGCCCUCGCCGCGCGCCACCCCUUCCUCACGGCGCUGCACUGCGCCUUCCAGACGCGAGACCGGCUGUUCUUCGUCAUGGAGUACGUGGACGGCGGCGACCUCAUGUUCCAGAUACAGCGCGCGAGGAAGUUCGACGAGCCUCGAGCAAGGUUCUACGCAGCCGAAGUGACCCUGGCCCUGCAGUUCCUGCACGCCCACGGCGUCAUCUACCGCGACCUGAAGCUGGACAACAUCCUCCUGGACGCCGACGGCCACUGCAAGCUCGCCGACUUCGGCAUGUGCAAGGAGGGCAUACUGGAUGGAGCGACUACCACUACCUUUUGCGGCACUCCAGACUACAUAGCCCCCGAGAUCCUGCAAGAGCUGGAAUACGGCCCGUCGGUGGACUGGUGGGCGCUGGGCGUGCUGCUGUACGAGAUGCUGGCCGGCCAGCCGCCCUUCGAGGCCGACAACGAGGACGACCUCUUCGAGUCCAUCCUGCACGACGACGUGCUGUACCCCGUCUGGCUGUCCAAGGACGCCGUGUCCAUCCUCAAGGGCUUCAUGACGAAGAACCCGGCGCGGCGGCUCGGUGUAGCGGGCGGCGUGGGCGGGAUCCGCGCGCACGCCUUCUUCAAGGACAUGGACUGGGACGCGCUGCAGCAGCGCCGGCUGCGCCCGCCCUUCCGCCCCAAGAAGAGCAAGCGCGAGGCGGUGAACUUCGACGCGGAGUUCACGAAGGAGGAGCCCGUGCUCACGCCCGUGCCGCCCGACGUCGUGCGCACCAUCAACCAGGAGGAGUUCCGCGGCUUCUCGUUCGUGAACUCGGACUUCACGCCGACGCCGACGCCGGCGCCCGCGCUCGCGGCCGCGCCCGCCAACUGACUGCCUGGCCGGGGCGGCCUGUAGGCCCCCGCCCGCCAACUGACUGCCUAGCCGAGAGGGCGGCGGCGGCGCGGGCGGCCCGUAGGCCCCGCGCCCGCACUGUUCUCACAUUGAAUGACCCUUAUCUUUAU
Messenger RNA from Cydia pomonella (codling moth), 2654 nucleotides. RefSeq names its product protein kinase C (gene Pkc98E). The coding region runs from base 136 to 2523 and encodes 795 amino acids. Lineage: Eukaryota; Metazoa; Arthropoda; Insecta; Lepidoptera; Tortricidae. The record is from RefSeq and is a predicted model, not a curated record. Gene Ontology annotation, molecular function: diacylglycerol-dependent serine/threonine kinase activity; ATP binding. Gene Ontology annotation, biological process: protein phosphorylation. The transcript has 20 exons.